AUGCAGAUAUUUGCAUUGAGGCUGAGUUUUUUGCACAGAGGAGGACAGCAUGAUCCGUGUAGGAAAAGGGGGCUGCUGUUCACAGGUCAACAUUCUAAAAGCGUAAACAACCGAAUAAGGGUGGAUACACUGCAAAACCUGCAACUGUUAUCUCACAACUGCAAGUCGCCAGCGAUUUUGCAAGAAAUUUGGCAAUGCUGGGUGUUUCACUUCCCUGUACAUAAUUCCAGGAUGCAAAGACAUUGCCCACGCAUCUCAUCAUCCUUGGCAUUUUGCUACCGCCGAUCAAGCUCUUUCCUGCUGGUUUGCCUUCUUCUAUUUUGCUGCCCAUUGUGCCUUCCAUGCUUUCCACUUUUAUGUAAUAUGUUGACGAUGCAGCGAGCAUUACUUGCGCAUCAGGGGUUGGAAAAGUACCUUCUCACCAAGCUCCAUAGGCGCACAUUUGCACAAUACUCAGAGGAUGUUGAACGAGACCAUCUGCUCUCCAUACGACUGGCUGCCCUGCAGUUUGUGCGUCCACACCACCUGGAUAUUCCAGAUGGUAUCAUCACACAUGAGACUUUGCUCUUGGCUGUCAAGGAGCUGCAGAAGAUUAACUAUUAUAAGGCUCCCAGGGAUAAACUUGUAUGCAUCCUCAACUGCUGCCGUGUCAUCCAAAAUCUCCUCAAGACAGCUGGGAAAGCAGCCGGAGGUGCUGAUGUUUUCGUCCCCAUACUGAAUUAUGUGGUGAUUCAGGCCGCACCUGAGCACCUAAUAUCCAACAUAGAAUACAUCAGAAGAUUUAGGAUGAAGAGGGAGCUGACAUCCCAUGCGGAAUACUAUUUCAUGCAGCUGAGUGGUGCUGCCUACUUCACUGAGACAGCCGAUGCCGGAUCCUUCACCGAUGGCAGACAGGAGUUCCUUAGCAGUUUCCUUCAGCAUGGCCUGCUGAGUUGGGCUCAGUAUGAGGAAGCAGUGGCUGCAUGCGAGAGUCCCGGGAACAGAGAACCACCAACGCUCACCAGCCCCCGCUGCAAACAAGCCGCGCAAACGAAGUCACCAGUGGAUGCUGCGACCACGGAAGAUGGCCCUGUGGAUAAGCAAGCGGGCCCCCCAGCCUGUGCAAUGCAGUGUGGCCAGAUGGCAUCAACAGAGCUAGAGAGCUGGAACUCUGUGUUGGCAGGAGUGAACUCCUUGUGCGACCUGGAGAGCGAGGGUGCCAAACUGCUGGUGCAAGUCGGAUCUGCUACUAAGCUUGCCAUGAAGCACAAAUUUCUCCCAUUUUCGCCACCAGACCUCACUGUGGGUCAAGUUGAAGUGCUCCUUUCUGAGUACAAGGCACUUGCUUUGACCUAUGAAGUGCUAAAGGAGGGACUGCAAAAGGCAGAUGCAGACACCACUGCAAGAGUCAUGGCCGAGUCCAAGGAGGGCCACAAGUGGAAGUCCAUCUGGCCAUCCAAUGGCCACCUUGUGGAGAGGCACCCUUACCUGUGCAUGGGGGUCUAUGACCUCACCGUCUCCAAUGUGGCGGACCUUUUGUUGCAGUACAAAGAGCUGGCCCUCAAACAUGAGGCCCUGGAACUGGCAUUGUGCAGGCGGGUGGAGCAGUACUGGGAUGCCCUGGCCGAGAAAGACCUUGCAGCCAUUUGUUCAGAGCCCAAAUCUGAGAACCCCAGCGUAGAGAGGUUGGACUCUUUGGGGUCUGAGCCCAAAGACCUGGUGGAGGAGCUGAACCAGCUCCGAGCAGAGGUCAGUCCGCCCCCCAGCUCGAAUGGCGUUGGUGUGGAUGAAGCGGUGGUGGCAGCAGGAGGCCCUGUGGACAUGAUACAGGGGACGAUUGGAAUCGAGCACAGCCGAAAGAGGGAAGAUGUUAGCGGAAAGGUUGGGAGCAUGCCCUGUGAGGAUCUCCCACAGCAAUCGUUCACUGGUUCUCUGAUGGAUGCACCAGUCCAACUACUGGAUUCCGACCCUGGAGAUUUGUGUGGGGUGCAGUGUGGCAUCGAACCGGUGGAGUCACAAGCCACCGACAGGCCAGGUGGCCAGAAGAAUGGCUCCAUACCUGGACUGGGAUUGGACAGUCAAGGUCCACUGCAGCAUGGUGUGGAGGCUGGGGUUGCUUUCAUGGGUGGGCAGCAAGGCUCUGACAUUGAUGGUGGGACCUCUACAGGGUUUCACCAUUCUGUGUCCCUGGCUGAUGGGCUGUUUGCUGGCCUGUCGAUAGCUGCACCGUCAGAGGUGCCAACUUCUGCGACUGCGGCCAGGGGACAAGAAAGUGUGGAUGCCCUCAGUGCAGGUGCAAUGGACCAGAAGAUGGCGUUUGGGUUUCGAUGA
This is a messenger RNA of Ostreobium quekettii, 2310 nucleotides long. NCBI's taxonomy places the organism in Eukaryota, Viridiplantae, Chlorophyta, Ulvophyceae, Bryopsidales, Ostreobiaceae. The record is from the annotation of a GenBank genome assembly.